This is a messenger RNA of Macadamia integrifolia, 2988 nucleotides long. Its product is annotated as pentatricopeptide repeat-containing protein At1g62260, mitochondrial-like. Gene Ontology annotation, biological process: RNA modification. Lineage: Eukaryota; Viridiplantae; Streptophyta; Magnoliopsida; Proteales; Proteaceae. Gene Ontology annotation, molecular function: protein binding; RNA binding. The coding region runs from base 104 to 2167 and encodes 687 amino acids. The transcript has a single exon. The record is from RefSeq and is a predicted model, not a curated record.
GCCCUUUUAAGUGGGCAUCUAGAGCUCGAACGGAGUAGGAUGAGCUACUGGUACGACAAUGUUUCUAACAAAAACACCGAGAAGGAUGAGCGCGUGACAAGUGAUGGUCCACUGGAACAUCAUCCAUCGUCUAAUCCCCUUUGGUCCCGGAUGCUUGCGUUUCUAUUAUCUCUCAUCAGCUCCAGAAACCCAUCAUUCCCAAGCUCAUUAUUUUUGCCGAUGGAACAAGAACGUCUCCCAUUUAAUUCGAAUCGGUCGGCUGGAGGAAGCAAAAAGGGUUUUUGAUAUCAUGGGGCAUCAGAACUCAGUUACUUGGAAUUCCAUGAUCAGUGGCUAUGUGCAGCGCGGAGAGAUUGCAAAGGCUUGGAAGCUUUUCGACGAAAUGCCAUGUAGUGACAUAGUAUCUUGGAAUUUGAUGAUAUCAGGCUACAUUUCAGGCGGCAGUGGCAGGCUAAUCAAGGAAGCGCAGUCUUUGUUCAAUAGAAUGCCUGAGAGAGAUCCUGUCUCUUGGAACACGAUGAUUAGUGGGCACGCACGAAAUGGGAUGAUGGAAGAUGCAUUGGAUCUUUUUCAUAGAAUGCCUGAGCAGAAUGUCAUCUCAUGGAAUGCGAUGAUCACUGGUUUUCUGCAGAAUGGUGAUGUUUCACGUGCGAUCGAUUUCUUUGAGAGAAUGCCUAGACGUGACUCGGCUUCUUUUAGUGCACUUGUAUCGGGUCUUAUUCGGAAUGGUGAAUUGGAUGAAGCUGCAAGAAUUCUGUUGAAAACACGGGAAAUAACUGGUGGCAGUGAGGAUUUAGUGCAUGCUUAUAACACUCUGAUUGCUGGGUAUGGUCAGAGUAGAAGGCUUGAAGAAGCUCAACACUUGUUUGAUCAAAUGCCUUCCUAUCAUGGUCAGAAUAAAAUCAAUGGACGAUUCGAGAGAAAUGUGGUCUCAUGGAACACCAUGAUCAUGUGCUAUGUGAAAGCAGGAGAUCUUGUUUCAGCCCAGAGGGUCUUUGACAAAAUGGAUGAACGGGAUGCUUUCUCAUGGAACACCAUGAUCAGUGGUUAUGUUCAUGCAUCAGAUAUGGAAGAGGCCUCCAAUAUUUUUGGUAAAAUGCCUGUUCCUGACACUCGGUCAUGGAAUUUGAUGAUAUCUGGGUAUGCCCAGAAAGGUGAUUUAGAACUUGCUCGUGAUUUUUUUGACAGGAUGCCCCAAAAAAGCCUCGUUUCAUGGAACUCAAUGAUAGCAGGGUAUGAACAGAAUGGCAACCAUGAUGAAGCAAUUGUUCUCUUUUCUAAAAUGGUAACUGAAAGGGAGAUGCCCGACCGACACACUUUAUCCUCAGUUCUCAGUGCUUGUACAGGGCUUACGGCACUGUACCAAGGAAUGCUGAUCCAUCAGUGGGCCACUAAGACUGUAGUUGCAGAUACACCCAUAAGUAACGCUCUUGUGACUAUGUAUUCAAGAUGUGGAGCAAUUACGGAGGCACAAACCAUCUUCAACGAUAUGAAAUUGCAGCGAGAUGUAGUCUCAUGGAAUGCAAUGAUUGGAGGGUAUGCAUAUCAUGGUUGUGCAGGAGAAGCUCUUGUGCUAUUUGAGGAGAUGAAGAGAAUGAAAGUGCAACCCACACAUAUUACAUUUAUUUCAGUAUUGAAUGCAUGUGCUCAUGCAGGGUUAGUGGAUGAAGGGCGAAGACAUUUUAAUUCCAUGAUUAGUGACUUUGGGAUUGAACCAAGAGUUGAACAUUUUGCUUCCCUUGUCGAUGUGGUGGGUAGGCAUGGGCAGCUGGAAGAGGCCAUGGAUCUGAUUAAUAAUAUGCAAGUCAAGCCAGAGAAGGCUGUGUGGGGUGCCUUGCUGGGUGCUUGCAGGGUGCAUAACAAUGUGGAAUUGGCCGAGGUUGCAGCGGAAGCUUUGAUGAAGCUUGAGCCUGAAAGUUCAGCCCUAUAUGUGUUGCUAUACAAUAUGCAUGCUGAUGCGGGGAGAUGGGAUGAUGCAACAGAUGUGAGGAUGGUGAUGGAACGGAAUGGUAUCCAGAAACAAACUGCAUACAGCUGGAUAGAGUUGCACAACGAGGUUCAUAUGUUUGUUGCAGCAGAUAGAAAACAUCCCCUUUCUGAUGAGAUACAUGCAUUGAUCGAGAGUUGUAAUCGGAUAAUCAGAGAUCAUGGUUUGGAUAUCCAAUAGUCAUUUGAGUUUGACUUGGAAUUUUCCAGGAGUCUUUUCUAUUGCUCUUUUCAUUCUUCAUCAACAAUCAGUCAAAGAACUAAUACUAUUUAUUGAAUUCAUUGGCCACUGAAACUUGAUAUCUUCUCACAAGUUUGUUGGGAUGGCAGUCCUGGCAGGAAAGUUCUGCUGCAAUGAUGACAGCUUCUGCCAAUUUUCUCAACUUUCAAAUGGAAUAGAGAGGGAGAGUCUAACAACGAUGGCAAUGGAGAGGGUUGUGGGGUGGUGACAUUUGCAAAGUGAGAAACGAGAUUGUUAGUUGGGGCUGUGGCAUAUGUUCACUUCAGUUUCAUACAAGGACUGUUCAAGCAGCAACAAGCUCACCACUAACAGGGUUGAAAACCAGAUUUCUCUGCCCCCUCGGUUGAAUUACAAUGCUUCUUUCUACCCUUAUUGUCGGAAACACCUUACAUCCACAGCAACCGAAUCACUCUCUACUGCCUCAGUCAGUUUUCUUCACGCUUCAUUGAAUUACUCAAUUUGGUAUUACCUGGUUUGAUAUAUGGUUUCUUUGCUCUUGAUUUGUCGAGGUUUUACCUUUAGAAUGUUUCUUGUGCAAAUUUCAGUUGAUUUAGGGCUUUUGAUUUAAUGUACAGUGUGAAGUAUAGUCUGUUGGUUACCACGAAUUUGUGUUUUGGAAUAUAGUUAGACCUGUGGUGGUAAUUUUGAUCUGAGCUAGGCGAUGAGCAUGGAGAAUAUUGGGGGAGAAAAUGAUUCACUUUUGCUUCCCUAUGUUUGAUAUUUUCCUUGUCUUACUUAUCAGAAAUAAUUCUGUUGCUUUA